AUCGGAGAAGGAUCCUGCGGGACCGUCUGGUCCGCUGACGACACGCAUUACGCCAUCAAAAGAGAAGAAGGGGGAUCGGAAGGCUCACUGUACAACGGCUUUGUGAUGCAUCAGAAGGCUCUAAAAGCCGCGCUUGUCACCACCCCGGAUUCCCCCAACUACGUUCCUGUCGACGAUCCUUGGUGGAACGACCAUCUUGAGAGAUUCCCGAACGGCCAUCGACCCUGCAACGCCCUCAUCAGCGAGCGGAUACCGCAUUUCCCUCGGGAAGUACGCGACAGGAUCAUCGAUCGGUACUCCCCUGAGUCCAUCCGAGCAUCCAGCAAGGAGGCGGUAGCGAACCGAGACUGCUUAAUCCGACCAUAUCUAGGCUGCCGGCGGCAGCACAAACCAGAUUCAGAGUCUCAAGCGUUCAGUCUCCGAAAUUAUCCUCUUCAUGCUGACCAAAUGGAGGAGCUUGGGCUGGAUACGACACUCUACGCGAAAAAGCUGGCAGAAGGGCUUGCAGAGCUCUAUUGGAAGGUGCGAUUGGACGCCGAUGAUGUCGAAUUCGUUCUUGCUCCCCCGAGGAAAACCGACGACGAAUUCCAGACCGUCCUAAAAUCGGAGACCCUUGGCGACCAUAGCAUCUGGAUCCUAGAUUUCGACCGCUGCAAGAGCAUCACACUGGACGGAUACGGGGUAACUCAAGCCGUCAUAGCGUUCGUCAAUAACGAUCCGUACUUCCCACAACCGGGGAGCGACAACGAGAAGGACGAGGCGCUCUGGAAGACAUUCAAAGACCACUUCCUCGAAGCGAGCCAAGCG
This is a messenger RNA of Eremomyces bilateralis CBS 781.70, 807 nucleotides long. RefSeq lists its product as uncharacterized. Lineage: Eukaryota; Fungi; Ascomycota; Dothideomycetes; Eremomycetales; Eremomycetaceae. The transcript has a single exon. The annotation marks the transcript as partial. The record is from RefSeq and is a predicted model, not a curated record.